UUCUCUAAUCCACUCUUCAGCUGGUCUGUAACUAGUCAAAUUAUAAGGGUUACUAAACAGGAUGUCUGACUUUGACGAAGACCCAGUAUUAUCGGAUGUGGAAGGAGAAGAAGAACACCUUAAAGAAGCCGAAGAUGAGAAGGUAGAAGUUCAACAUUUAACCCAAGAAAUCAUAAGUCAAGGGCUGUCAUUGCUUUGCCGAACAGGAAAUGGAUUAGCACACGCAUUUGUCAAGCUGAACCUUCAGAAAAGAGGACUGGAUGAUAUAGCUGCAAUCAACAGUUAUAUUCACAUACGUUUUCUGGAUUUAUCCAACAACCACCUUGCUGAUCUUUCUCCUUUGUCAUCUCUGACCCAGCUUCUUUGGCUGAAGGUCGACAAUAAUGCUGUGAUGUGCUUCAAAGAGCAACCGUUUGCUCAACUGACCUACCUGCAGUGGCUGAGUAUAGCAAUGAAUCAGCUAACUGAUGUAGAUGGCCUAGUUGGGCCUGCCUUGGAAAGCCUCAAUCUUACAGGUAACCGUAUUCAGAGGCUUAAUGGUUUCCAGUAUGGCAGUUUUGCAAAUCUGGUAACUCUAGAGUUGAGGGGAAAUCACUUGGAAACCACUGAUGGCAUCAACCUCCCACAUCUCCAGCAAUUGUAUCUGGCCCAAAAUGCUAUCAAACGUCUUGAGGGUUUGGAGAAGUUAGAGCGCCUCACCACACUUCACCUUCGAGACAAUCAGCUAGAGUCGCUCGACGGCCUCAGUCCCAGCAUGAAGUGUCUUCAGUACCUCAAUGCCAGGUGCAUGGUCACAUGGAAAACUUCAGUCCUAGGCAAUGCAAUCAUAGAUGAGAAUGCUCUACGAUACAUUGGCUUUCUGUCACAAAGCCUUCGCGUGUUGGUUCUCUCUGGGAACCCAGUCGCGGAAAAUUCCGAAUACCGGAUAAAUGUGCUGAUACUAGUGCCACAGCUGGAAAGACUCGACAAAAAUCCUGUCUUCCCUGAGGACAGAGCUGAAGCCUGGGAAAGAAUCAGGGAACUUCGAGAAGAGGAAAUGUAUGCGCAAUAAGAUGUGUAAUUAUGGCCAGAAUGGGGAAGUGUUGGACUGACUUCAUUUUCUUGAAAUGACCUGUUGUCUGAUGAUGAAUGACCAAAUACACCUCUGUAUGAAGUACUCUAUGUUUUGGUACAGUAUCUUGUAGGAUUAAUCAUCCAUGACUUUGCACAAAAAAUGUUUUUCAUUUCCAUACACUCAUUGUUACAG
Oreochromis aureus is the source of this 1246-nucleotide messenger RNA. It is a transcript of the gene lrrc23, whose product is annotated as leucine rich repeat containing 23. The transcript is spliced from 8 exons. NCBI's taxonomy places the organism in Eukaryota, Metazoa, Chordata, Actinopteri, Cichliformes, Cichlidae. The record is from RefSeq and is a predicted model, not a curated record. Bases 62 to 1051 code for a protein of 329 amino acids. Gene Ontology annotation, molecular function: protein binding.